AUGUUAUUUAAUUGUUUUAAUGCCCGACUCUUGUUUAGAGUCAACUUAAUUUUGAUGAACUGGAUAUGUAUGGGCACUUUAACUAUUUUAGUACUUGAAGUUGCAAUCCAAGUCAACCUUAAGUUAAUGUUUAAUGAGUGGAUUUUUCAUCUAAUUGCAUAAGUUGCACAAAUAAUUAUGCAUCUGACGUAUGUUAGCCAGGUUUAUAUAGAGUUUAAACACAAUGUCUUGCUCAUUAACUUAAAUACCAAGUUUUUAAUAUAGUUACAUGUAUUUCAUACUCUUCUACUUUUAAUUAAAGAUCUUGCUCAACUUGCAUUCCUGACUUUUCCAUAUCUCGCAUAAAAAGUUCAGCUUACCUUAAUUAUAAUGAAUAAAUUAUAAAUAGAAGCAGAAAAUAAAUAGGUCUAUAGCGUGCUACCUGUUCAUAUUUUACUGUAUUGAAAAUAUUCAAAUAUAUGAGUUAAUAAGCUGUUUUUAAUUUUUAUACAAAAUAUGUGAAAUCUGUGUGGAUCACUAUUUACUAAUUGGAACUGCUUGCAAAAUUUGUGAUGCUUCCUGCAAGACUAGGGAAUUGAACAACUUGAUAUCAUGGCAAAUACUUUUGGAAUUCACAGUGUUUUCCAUGUUUUUUCUUAAUAUAUUAACUCUCCUACUGGUUAUACUGCUUGCAUUGACACAAAUAAAACGGCAAUCUAUUGUAAUGUAGUUGAGCUCGAAUAUACCACCAAUGGGUCAAAUUAAUGCUAACUUUGUACUGCUCCAUGCAUAAAGUGCGAAUAUAAUGCUAAUAAUUGUACAGAUUGCAUUUUUACUUUUACAUUAAGUGAGAGUAUACAAUUUGAAUGAAAUUGCUGCCAGUGCUAUUUUUCUGUUGAUCCUCAAGCAUGUUAGUAAUUUAUAAGUCUAUGUUAAACUUGUGAAUAGAAUCAAAACAAUUUGA
Molecule: messenger RNA, 943 nt
Organism: Paramecium pentaurelia
Lineage: Eukaryota; Ciliophora; Oligohymenophorea; Peniculida; Parameciidae
Source: the annotation of a GenBank genome assembly